Messenger RNA from Indicator indicator, 5379 nucleotides. It is a transcript of the gene TDRD15, whose product is annotated as tudor domain containing 15. The coding region runs from base 1 to 5379 and encodes 1792 amino acids. The record is from RefSeq and is a predicted model, not a curated record. The transcript has a single exon. NCBI's taxonomy places the organism in Eukaryota, Metazoa, Chordata, Aves, Piciformes, Indicatoridae.
AUGGAUUCUCUGACUCUCUCACCAAACAGAGUAGAUACAAAUCUGAAGAUAACUAGUAUAGAAUGCCAUCCUGAAUCCUUGGUUAUAGUGUUUCAGGGUCAAUACAAGGGAGGAUGUGAACUUGACUAUUACAUACUACAAAAUGAAAUACAACGUGUGUUCAAAGUCAGAGGUAAUGUUUACAUUGGUGAGUCCUGUUUGGUGGAAGAUGCAGAAGGAACAUGGCAUAGAGGAAGAGUUCUGGAAAAGAGCAAGAAUGUCUGUGAGGUUUAUUUUAUAGAUACUGGACAAGUGUUAUUUGUUGAAGAAACACGUCUUGCUUCUGCUUGUGAUGAAUUCUUUCAGCUGCCUCCAAAGGUGGUUUUGGGUGUUUUUGCAAGAAUACUUCCUCUUGGAGAAAAAUGGGAUCCAAAAGCCGUUAACUACUUUUCAUCUCUGGUAGGAUUACAGAUUAGAGGUCAUGUGAAAGCUGUUAUGUCAUACCAGCUGUUUAUUCUAGAAGUCCCAAAGAUCAUUAGUGACAUUCUUGAACUGAAGUUAGGAAAACUUAUUGAUGGAGAUUCGUUUUGUCUUAUUGUAGAUAUGUUAAGAGCAUUUCCUCAAGAAAUGCUUUGUAAGAGAGUGCCACAGGUGUUGCAACAUAAGUAUCCAGUCAAAGGAUUGCUUACUUUCAGUAAAUUUGAGAAACCAACAGAUUUUUGGCCAGUUCCACAUAAUCUUUUUCCGCGUGUACCUGUUGGCAGUGAAGUAAAUGUAAAAAUAACUGUUGAAAUAAGCCAGAAUAAAUUUUACUGUCAGAUGCAGAAAUGGCAGAAAGAGCUGGAAGAUUUGACAGGAGCUAUGCAUUUGUACUAUGAAGCUAUCAAUACCAAAAAUAAAAAAUCCGUUGAUAGUUUAGGGCUACUGUGUGCUGCCAAAAGGCAGACUGGACAAUGGCAUAGAGGAGUGAUAAAAGAAGUUCUCUCUGAUGGUGUGGAAGUCUGGUUCAUGGAUUUUGGCAAUAGUGAAACUGUGCCAUUUAGUUGUGUUCAGAAACUUAAAGCAGAGUUCAUGGCAUUACCAAUGAUUUCCUUUCCAUGUGCACUGUCUUGCUUCAGUGGCCGAGAUGAAAAUGUGAUAAAAAUUCAACUGAAAGAACUUACACAGGCUUUGAUAAGACAAACUUCUGUUUGUGUCCAUAUUGAUGUAUUCAGUGAUGUUAAGCGCUUGUAUUACAUUACGCUGCGAAAUCAAAAACUUGAAAGUAAAGCUGAAUAUCCAAGAAACCUGAAUGAGGCAGAUGCACCAUGUGUCUCCCUUUUGGAUACAAAGAUCACAAGUAUUGCUGAAAGCAACAAAUCCUGUCCUGAGCAGUGCAGUUCACUUAAGAAUUGUAAUGGAAAUAAACAUGUAGAAAAUCUCUUACCUAAAUGGGAUAUUUCUUUGUCAAGCUGUUGCAGAAGAGCUGAAAUGCAAGUGAAUUCUUCCUACACUGCUUAUGUGGUACAUGUCAUAAAUCCAUCUGACUUCUUCAUCCAAACAUGCGAAUAUCAGAAGGAAUUUCAAGCUUUGAUGAAAAGCAUUGCAGACACAUAUACCCAAUGUGAAGCUGAUGAAAUGAUCCUUAAAAACCCAAACCCUGGAUUUCUCUGCUGUGCCAGGUAUAGCAAAGACAUGUGUUAUUAUCGAGCUGUUGUCAUUGAAGUGCUUCAUGUAAACGUUACUGUUUAUUUUUUGGAUUUUGGAAAUAGAGAUAUAGUACCCUGUUACGAUGUGAAAGCAUUGCUUCCAGAAUUUUCUGAUUUACCAGCUUUAGCUGUGUGUUGUGCACUUGCUCACGUAUUUCCUGUUGAUGAUGUGUGGGUUAAAAAGGCGGUUGAUUUCUUCAAAGAAAUUGUGUGUAAGAAACCUUUGCUACUUCGUGUCAUUGGAAAGGAAAACAACAGGUAUAUUGUUAAUGCAGUGUAUAGGGAUGGUUUACAGCAAGGGAAUGUUGCUACAUGUAUGGUUCAAGCUGGAUAUGCUGAAUACUUGGAAAAGACCCCAGAUUCUGUUCUAAAUUUAGGGAAAAAAAGGCAAAAUCUUAAUCCCCACAAAUAUAAAAAUAAAGUAAAUGCACAGAACAUCUCCAAUGUUCAUAAAAAUAAGGUGCCUGGAAAUAGAGGAGUAUUUCAGAAGCCAAAAACAUUAAGCAUGUCUUCAGUGCUGAAAGAACCUGUUGUACUGUCUUCUUUUGGCAAAAGUGGUAUCUCUAAAAGGCAUAAAUUGGUACCUGAGGAAAAAUUAUUUUACAAAGAGUUUAUUUUUAAACCAGGAGCAGUUCUUGAAGUGGUAUGCUCUUGCUUUGUUUCUCCAGGAGAUUUUUCAUGUCAGUUGCGAUGCAAACUGCCAGAGCUAAAUAACUUAAUGGAACAAAUUCAGACUUAUUAUAAAGAACAUACCAGUCCUUAUAAAAGUGGACAGGUUGCUUGUGUUGUUAAAUACGCCAAAGAUGGGAAGUGGUACAGAGCAACUGUUGUGCAGCAAGUGUCCACAAGUGAAGCUGAUGUGGUUUUUGUAGACUAUGGUUAUCGGAAAAGAGUUUUUCUUAAAGAUCUUCAAGCUGUUAUUCCAGAUUUUCUAACUCUGGAAAGUCAAGCGUUUCAAUGUGGAUUUAAAAAUGCAUACGUACAGACUAAGUCAUUUCAGUGGUCUGAAGAAGUGUGUAGAUAUUUUGAAGACCUAAUUUCUGCUUCUGGGGGACCACUGACUUGCAUCAUUUAUGCUGUUGUUCGUGUGAGCCCCAACCGUUUAUGCUAUAUUGUUGACUUACAGACUCCCUCUUUCACAGCAGAGGAGUUCCUUGGAGAAUGUGGUCUCACGCAGUCUGGAUAUAUUGAUCUGAGAAACCUCGCAUUUUUGGGUUCUCUGUACAGUUUUUGCUACUCAUCUUUUAAUAUAAAAAUUGGAAGUGAAGAGGAGGUUUAUAUAACUCAUGUAUAUAGUCCUUCAAAAUUCUAUUGUCAGCUGAAUCGAAACACUGAAACAAUAGAGGCCUUGAUGAAAAAGGUUAAUGUCAUAAGUAAAAUGUCAAAGAAUGCAAAAUAUGAUACCAGCAGUACGCAGUUAUGUAUAGCCAGAUAUUUUGAAGAUGGUCUCUUUUAUAGAGCUUUGGCCUUUCCUGUGGAAUCAACAUCCUAUCUAUGUGCUAACUUUGUGGAUUUUGGAAAUAAGAGUAUGGUAGAGAGGGACCAGGUGAUACCUAUUCCUGACAUUGCCACUGACCUAAUAUUCACACCCAUGCAGGCUAUUAAAUGCUGUCUGUCAGAUCUUAGAGAGACAGAAAUUCCAGCAAAAGUUACUAUAUGGUUUGAGAAAACAUUCCACGGUAAACUGCUGAAGGCUGUAAUUGUAUCCAAAGAAUCAGAUGGACAGCUUGUUGUGGACUUGUAUGAUGGACAGGUCAGUGUAAGUCAGAAAAUUGAAGAAAAAAUAAUGGAAGAUUUUCCACUGAAGAAAUAUACAGGACAUCUUACUAGAAGUAACAAAGGAGUGAUAUGUCACAUGAAAGAUGACAAAGAACUUAGUAAAGUAGUUGAAUUGAACAUAGCUGAAACAGUUCAACUGAAAACUGAACUGAAAUGUCAAGUGUAUGGUAAGUAUUGUGAGACAAAUUCUGAGCAGAAUUUUAGAGGUGAAAAGCAAACUGCACAUAGUACACAAAAUUUGUGUAGUGGGUUCUCAAAACUGCUAACUUUACAGAAUAGUGAAGAACCAGGUUUUAGAAAUGCUGUCAAUGCCGAACUGGAGCACAGAGAGGAAUCUCCGGUUGGAAAGCCUGAUUCACACUCACUCUGUCAUCCUGCUUUGAAAUCAAAAGAAUUAAUUGUAGGGAAAGUAUGUAACAAGACAGUGACUGGCGAGUUCUUACAGCAACAUAGAGAACAGUGGGAAAUAGAUGUAACUUGUGAUGGAAAGUCUGUAUCUGAUGACCUGCAGAAAAAAGGGAGGACAAGGUGGCAAAAAGCACCAAUGCAUAAUUGGAGAAGUAGGCCCAAACAAAUUAUGGUUACAAAUGGUAAUCACAAGGUUAGGAAGUCUAGGAGUAUGUUAGGUGGUUGGAGUAAAACAGAUGUUAUUACGAUGAAAACUACUUCUAAAAUGCCCUUAAAUGGCUUUCCUCAAGAUAUAAACUCUGGACAGGUGGAAAGAGCAAAAGUAACCAAUAUUUCAGAAAGUGGAGAAUUUCAUAUGCAGUUACAUAGGAAUUUGCAAAUACUACAGGAGUUAAAUGUAAUGCUUAUUGAAGAAGCACAAAGAAGUGAUUGUCUUAGAGAGGCUGACAUUGAAGAAGGGUUGGAAUGCAUGACUAAAUCGGAAAUGGACUUGAAGUGGUACCGAACAAAAGUCCUAAAGACAUUUAUCAGGGAGAAGUUAAUGCUAGUUUUUUUAGUGGAUUAUGGAAACUGUGAGAUGGUGUGCCUAAAUAACGCAAAGAUGCUCAGCAAUGAGGUAAAAUAUAUUCCUAAACAAGCUGUGUUUUGUAAAUGGAUUUGGUUUAAAAACCUGAAGAAAAUUCAAUUUGUUCAUGUGGUGAAUGCACUCCAGAAUUGUGAAAUAAGGAUCUUGUUUUUGAGAUACUUGGAAUCUUACCGUAUCUGGGAAGUAGAUAUUUUAAUAGGGGAAAUUCUGCUUCAGGAGUAUUUGAACCAGGUCUUAAGUAAUUUUCAGACUACUGGACCAGAAAAAUCCAGUAAUACAGACUGUAAGGAGCUUAAUCCAUCAUUCAACAUAAAUUCAAUCAUGUGGAUGCUACUGCACAAUGACAGAAGGCAUCCUGGGUUUCCAACUGCAGUUACUGAUCCUUCAAACUUUUGUAUCCAGUUUGAAAUCUUAUUUAAUGUAAUGCAAAACUUGUCUUUGCUGCUCACUGACCUUCCUGACAAUUUGCCAACUUUGCCAGAAGAACUUGUGUCUCCCGGCGCUAGCUGCUUGAUCAAAUUUGGACUGGAAGCGCAGUGGAACAGGGCAGAAAUUACUGAAGUAACAAGUCAGUCUGUUGUUCUUAAAUUUAUUGAUUAUGGCUUUCUGAAGAGUAUUCCUUACUCUGAUAUCCAUAAACUUAAGGUUAUUCCGGACAGUCUGUUGUAUUUACCACACUUAGCACACUCUUGCACUUUACAUGGUGUCGUUCCUGCCACAGGGGAAUGCUGGAGUGAUGAAGCUAAGGUGCUGUUUCACAGGCUUCUUAGUAAACCGGGUCUGAUACUUCAUUUUAAACACUAUGGCCCUGGAAUGAAGUUAGAGGUGGAUGUUCUGUAUGAGGAGUGCAGUGUAGCUCAUGACUUAGUUGCUGCUGGCCAUGCAGUCUACUCUAAAAUUAGGUGCUGCUUCAUUCCACCUGACAGAAUAAUAUCAUAA